Molecule: messenger RNA, 9822 nt
Organism: Lethenteron reissneri (Far Eastern brook lamprey)
Lineage: Eukaryota; Metazoa; Chordata; Hyperoartia; Petromyzontiformes; Petromyzontidae
Gene: QKI
Product: QKI, KH domain containing RNA binding
Biological process (GO): regulation of mRNA splicing, via spliceosome
Cellular component (GO): nucleus
Molecular function (GO): mRNA binding
Source: RefSeq, a predicted model, not a curated record
AGCCGCGUGCGCAAGGACAUGUACGUGGAGUCGCUGAGCGGUGGCGCUGGUGGGGGCGCAGGAGGUGGGGGCCGCCCCGAGCUCCCUGAGCCCGAGGGGGCCGUGGUGACACUGCAGCAGAAACUCUACAUCCCCACCAAGGAGUACCCAGACUUCAACUUCGUGGGGAGGAUCCUGGGACCUCGCGGCCUCACGGCGAAGCAGCUGGAGGCGGAGACGGGCUGCAAGAUCAUGGUUCGGGGCAAGAGCUCCAUGCGGGACCGCAAGAAGGAGGAGCAGAACCGCGGCAAGCCCAACUGGGAGCACCUGAGCGAGGAGCUGCACGUGCUGGUCACGGUGGAGGACACUCAGAACCGCGCCGACGCCAAGCUCCAGCGCGCCGUCGCCGAGCUCAAGAAGCUGCUCGUGCCCGCGGCGGAGGGCGAGGACAACUUGAAGAAGAUGCAGCUCAUGGAGCUUGCCAUCAUCAACGGCACCUACCGGGACGGCAACUCCAAAUCACAGGCCAUGCUGGGCUUCUCUCUUGCAGCGGCGCAGGCCCCGUCCCCGCGCCUCAUCGCGGGGCCUCCCCCGCCCCCCGGGAGCGUCAUGACGGCCGCGGCGCUCCGCACGGCCCAGGCCGGGGGGCCCAACGCCCCGCCCCCCGCCACGCCGGCCGCCUCGGCCGCGGCCGCCGCCGCCCUCAUGCCGCUCAUGCGGCCCUUCCAAGGGGCCCCCCCCGCGGGCCUGGUGCCCUCGCCGGGCGACGGCGGCGGCGGCGGCGGCGGCCUCAUCUACACCCCGUACGAGUACUCGUACCCCCUGGCGCACCCCGGCGCAUCCAUCCUCGAGUACCCGUUCGACCCCAGUGCGGUAGUAGGUCUCCACGCGUGUAAAUACGGGAGCCCCCGCCGGGCCGUGUGACGGGACGCUAGUAACAUGCACAGCUGUGUCGGAGCAGAACGCGCUGAUUCACGGACGGCGCUACCAGGGGGGGGAGGGGGGUGGGGGAGCAUGAGUGUUAGGGGGUAGUGUGGGGGGGGUUAGUGUGGGGGGGGGGUAGUGUGGGGGGGGUUAGUGUGGGGGGGGGUAGUGGGGGUAGUGUGUGGGGGGGGUGGUGUUGGAUAAGGAUUUGGGGCGAAGUCGACGCCGCAGAUGUAAAAUAGGAAGGAAAAAGUCACCAAUUCUGGUGGAUUUGCUGUAGCCCAGGGGACACAGGGAGGCUGAGUGUAGCUGUGUGGAGGAGCUGUAGCUGACACGGGGAGGCUGAGUGUAGCUGUGUGGAGGAGCUGUAGCUGACACGGGGAGUCUGAGUGUAGCUGUGUGGAGGAGCUGUAGCUGACACGGGGAGUCUGAGUGUAGCUGUGUGGAGGAGCUGUAGCUGACACGGGGAGUCUGAGUGUAGCUGUGUGGAAGAGCUGUAGCCCAGGGGACACGGGGAGGCUGAGUGUAGCUGUGUGGAGGGGCUGUAGCUGACACGGGGAGCUGUGUGGAGAAUGCCAGUCCAUGGUUGAGUCCCAGAGUGUGUGGGAUGUCCCCACCACCACCUCGGCCACAGCGGCUCUCUCUCUCUCUCUGUCUGUCACGCACAAACGGCGCUGUUUUGUUUUUAUCGCGAGCCAUCUCGAGUACAUUCCACGUUCGGUUGAAUAGCGGAGUCGUGUUAACACGAGAAGUUAGUAGCCCAAUAAUAACGAUAUUAGAAACAUACGUUUAAUAACGCAUAUUGAGUGAAUUGGCUUUUACACCCCCUCCCCCCUUUUUAGAGGUAUAGUUAGCUCGCUGUGGGGGGGGGGGGGGGCUAAGUGUAUUGUUUGCCCCCCACUCUCCACACUUGGAGCCCCCCUCCCUUUCUUCUCAUGCUCAUCCCCUGCAUCUCGAUUCGCACGGUACAGACGCGUGCUUCCCACGUGCUCACCACGUGCUCCCCACGUGCUCCCCACGUGCUCACCACGUGCUUCCCACGUGCUCCCCACGUGCACGUGCUUCCCACGUGAUUCCCAACGUGCUUCCCACGUGCUCACCACGUGCUCCCCACGUGAUCACCACGUGCUUCCCGCGUGCUCCCCACGUGCUUCCCACGUGCUCCCCACGUGAUCCCCACGUGAUCACCACGUGCUUUCCAACGUGCUCACCACGUGCUCCCCACGUGCUCACCACGUGCUUCCCACGUGAUCACCACGUGCUUCCCACGUGCUCCCCACGUGCUUCCCACGUGCUCCCCACGUGAUCCCCACGUGAUCACCACGUGCUUUCCAACGUGCUCACCACGUGCUCCCCACGUGCUCACCACGUGCUUCCCACGUGCUCCCCACGUGCUCCCCUCGUGAUCACCACGUGCUUCCCACGUGCUCCCCACGUGCUCCCCACGUGCUCCACACGUGCUUCCCACGUGCUCCACACGUGCUUCCCACGUGCUCCCCCUCUAUGCGUCGGUCGCGUUCGGUGGGGGCGUUCGGUGGGGGCGGGCGGGGGAUCUCGAGCUGCGGGAGGAUGGUAACUUGUGGUGGGGGGCAGACGACACGAUGACACGAAACAGAAUCCCCGCCAGCCUCCCAACUUGGCCCCCGAUCCUCCCCCGUGUCCAGGGAGAGUGGCACGGCGCCUGAUAGCCACACCACUCCAUACCCACCCCCAGGUGUACACGUGCGUGUGUACGUAUGUGUGUAUACCUAUGUGUGUAUAUCUAUGUGUGUGUACCGAUGUGUGUGUACCUAUGUGUGUGUACCGAUGUGUGUGUACCUAUGUGUGUGUACCUAUGGGUAGGCGGGGGCGUAGCGGUCACUGCACUGCGCUAAGAAACCCGGCGACCCAAGUUUGAUUCCCGCUCACGGCAACCGACUUCCAGUGACGAUUGUCUGAACGGGUCCUGGGCCUCCCUUAGGUCGACUCAGCCGUAAAUGAGUACCUAGUGCGAUGAGUAAACAUCGCCAAACGGGAGACAAAGGCGGCCAGGCGCGGUGUUGACAACCCGCCCCCUCGUGUGCCGUGCCGGCCUUCAUAGGUGCUCGCUAACAGCACUUUCCCCAACAGUCUGUUAAGACCUCGGGGAGGCCCAGGACCGGUUCAGAUAAUCGUCACUGGCGUUGGCCCUGAGCGGGAAUCGAACUCGGGUCGCACGGUUUCGUAGCACAGCGCGCUAACCGCUGCACCACCGCUCCCCCAACACGCACGCGCGCACGUGCACGCGCGUGUGUUGAGACCUGCCCAGGGGUUCUGCACGCGGCAGAUUCCUCCUCUCUGUCACCUUCACACUCGAGGUGGUACAGCUCGGCCCCACGGCCCCCUCGCGUGAGCCGGCUACGUUGUGUGUGCGUCUCUAACCAACUCGUGCUCACGUCUCUACCCCCCCCCCACUACCUCUCUGCCCCCCCACCCACCCUCCCCACUAACUCCCCAACCCUCCCCACUACCAGCUGCAAGGCCACGUUGCUGUGACCGGCUCGGUACUCGUGUGUUGUGUGCGCGUUGUGUCCCAGCCACAGACUGAACUAACUCACCAAUCCAAACUGUGCUCAUGUCCCCCCUCUCUUAGCUUACCCUCUACCACCCACCCACUACCACCCACUACCACCCACUAACUCGAGCUCUCAGUGCUCGCGUCUUUGCUUUGUGUGUCAACAACAAUGAAGGUGCCACUCGCUAACAGGGCUUGCCCCCACAGCCUGUUAAGGCUGACGCGGUGGGAUCUUUGUCUCUGUGUGCGAGUGUGUGAGUGAGUGUGUGUGCGUGUGAGUGAGUGUGUAUUUGCGUGUGUGUGAGUGAGUGUGCGCGUGUGAGUGUGUGCGAGUGUGUGUGUGUGAGUGUAUGUGAGUGUGUGAGUGUGUGUGUGUGAGUGAGUGAGUGUGUGUGAGUGAGUAUGUGAGUGUGUGUGCGUGCGAGUAUGUGAGUGUGUGCGUGUGUGUGAGUGUGUGCGAGUGAGUGUGUGUGAGUGUAUGUGAGUGUGUGUGUUGCGAGCCAUCCAAGCCCAGUUGUGACUGGACCCUGUUCGCUAACCGUGCUUGGUGGUGGUGGUGGUUGUUGUUGUUGUUGCUGCUGCGUGGUGGUGGUGGUGGUGGUGGUUGGCGUACGCCGCAGGAGCCGUGGCGAGUAAACUGCGAAGGCACCACGACCUGCGGGUCCAUCCUUACCAGAGGAUUGUGGCCGCAGACCGAGGUCAGUGGUGCAUGAGCACGUGCGUCCUUGUCGCUUGUCACGUGUUGUGACCCCCCCCCCCCUCACUGGACUCAGUGCAUGCCCCCCCCCAGCCCCCCCCCCCCAAACCACCCAGCCCCCCACCACCAUCUCUGUCUUACAAGUCGACGCGUUCAUUCACUUGGUGUUCCAUUCACUUGGUGUUUCAUUCACGUGGCGUUUCGUUCACUUGGUGUUCGUUCACUUGGCGUUUCGUUCACUUGGCAGCUCCCAGGAAUGUCAGGAUUUGUUUUUUUCUUAAAACUCGUUCACACCUCCACACACCACCGCCGUGGUGUUACUGGGGAUCGCACCGUGGACUUGCGAUCCAGAGGUUCGAUUCCCAUCUCCCUUGGUGCGGCGGCCGAAACGAUUUGGUGGCACAGAUUUCUCUUAGAAAUGAAAUGUCCCAUCCGUGGAAACACGAGCUUCAUAGCUCAUCGGAUUCUGGCAGUCGAAAUAACGAUUCUGAUGUAAAUGGUCACCGCCGCCGCGGUGAAGCCGGCAGGGAUUCUGUGUGGUGGGGAGAAGUGCGGCCACUCCCACCUCCUUCAAGACAUCGUCUAGCACAGCGUGGAAGAGUAGGCCAAUUACCCCCCCCCAGGGGGGCUCUCUCUAAAGGGGGGCUCUCUAGAGAGGGGCUCUUUAGAAGGGGGCUUCUCUAGAGGCAGCGCUUUAGAGCUCCCUCCAGUGGAGGCAGUGUCCGCCAGCAGUGUCGCGAGUGAGCACUUUCACGGCUGCGCCUUUAACUUUCUAGCAGCACCACCGCAUCCUGAAGAAAUGGGUUUCGGUAUUCAGGCAAAUUAAGGGAGAUUUUAACGCCGUAGUUUUAUUGACACGUGCGCGUGUGUGUGUCUGUAUAUAUGUGUACACACAUUCGUUAAUAUCACUCACUGUACGUGGCCUUAAACAAAUAUACAAAUUAUAUAAUAGGCGACGUUUCGGGACAUGGGCCUUCUUCACAGCACAUGGAGAGAGAGAGAGGGCAGAGAGGUAGCGUGAGUGGCUACGAGCCGAAGCCGGCUCUUGACAGCGAUGAGUGUAUCUCGUGGUCUGUAAAGGUCUCAGUCGCAGAUUGGAGCAUUAAAAACCCUCCAGUAGAAUAAUAAUAAUUGGGUUUUCCCCAUUUUUUCUGGCAACAAAACUGAAACCUUUUUACAAGGAAUCACGUCUGCAUUAACCACAAUGCUUGUGGUCAAAAUGCAAGCAAAAAACACACUCUGAUAAUAAAUGCAUUGUCCUUGAAACUGAUUGGUCCACACCAGAGACGGCUUUCUUUUCAGCCUCGUCUCAAUCGGUGCUAGACCAGAGGACGCCAAAAUUCGUACACAGCUCAAAGACAAUGCACUAUCAAAGCAAUGAGAGCUCGGGGUAAGCAUCUACAUCAUGGGACCUCCUUUGCCAGUACCAAAAUAUAAUCAUCGGGUUUUUCCCCUUUUUCCUGGCAAAAAAACUGAAACCUUUUUACGAGGAAUCAUGUGUCUGCAUUAACCACAAUACUUGUGUUCAAGUAUUGUGGUUAAUGCACACGGGUUUUCAGUUUUGUUGCCAGAUAAAAGGGGGGGGGGGGGAAACCCCUAUGAUUAUAUUUUGGUACUGGCAAAGGAGGUCUAAUGAUGUAGAUGCUCACCCUCCAGUAGCAGCGUUACGACUGUGCCCACCGAGGAGUGGCUCGUACAACGCGUAACGGCGCAAUGCCCCCGAUCCACAAACACGAAGCAGACAUCACGACGAUGAACCACUCCGCUACUCCUGACGCGGCUGUCUGAGCUUGACCCCCUGGACGUGGCAGGGCAGUUGGCGCUCUGCAUCUCCGCGCAUCAAGCGCCGCGCGAAAGAAUGAGGUUCGCUUCGUUGUGACAUCGGCGCCCUCUGGUGUCGAUUACAAACUCCACUCGGGACCCCCCCCCCCCCUCCCGGUGUAAGCCAGAGGUCGCAAACGGGUUUUGAUUCCUUACCCGUACCCGGCCGCACCAGGGUCGCAAAUGGGUACCCGUACCCGUACCCGGCCGGGUAUGAGUACCCGUUCCCUACCCGUACCCUACCCGAAAUGAGUGACAAACGGUUACUCACCAGUGACUCACGGCCUACCCGUACCCGUACCCGGCCGCACCAGGGUCGCAAACGGCUACCCGUACCCGUGCCUGGCCGGGUACGGGUAGCCGCGUAUCGGGUAGGGUACGGGUAUCGGGUACCCGGUUGCGACCUCUGGUGUAAGCCUCGCCUGACUUGCCACUUGAGGCGCCCUCCCUUCGUCAGAUCUUACACGUAUCGGCGUCGCGGAGAUUUUACCCAAACAAUUAUUUCCGACAGCGGACAACUUUUCCUUUUUCCUUUCUUCAAAUGUUCCCCGAUUCACGAUCGCGCGUUUGACCAGCGUGGAUUCCACAUUGGCCGUGGAUCAAAUGGCGCCCCCACAGGCGCGUGGCAUUUUACACAAAGAUCCCCCCCAGUAUAGCCUUCGUAUUGUUGGGGCAAGUGCUGUUAGCGAGCACCUAUUGCACAGACACACGUGUGUGUCUGUGCGCGUGCGUGGUGCUGGCCACCCACCCCCUCGUGUGCCGUGCCGGCCUUCACAGGUGUUGCUACUCGUGAACAGCACUUGCCUCGCCCCCCCCCCUACCGCCGAUUAAGGCGAUACGGGGGAUCGCUGCCUUCGUGUGUUCGUGGGAAUCUCUCUCGGGAUGAAACGCCAAUUGACGUGAUCCACAGGCUGGUUGUUCAUCCAUUCUCGCCUGCGCGCGAGCUCACUGCAUGUGUCGCACUUGCCGCAGUCGAGCGUUCAUCAUUGCACCUCUCAUCACCUCCCGAGUCCCAACCUGUCAUCACCUCCCAAGUACCAACUUCUCAUCAUCUCCCGAGUACCAACUUCUCACCUCCCGAGUACCAACCUCUCAUCAUCUCCCGAGUACCAACUUGUCAUCACCUCCCGAGUACCAACUUCUCAUCACCUCCCGAGUACCAACUUGUCAUCAUCUCCCGAGUACCAACUUGUCAUCAUCUCCCGAGUACCAACCUCUCAUCACCUCCCGAGUACCAACUUGUCAUCACCUCCCGAGUACCAACUUCUCAUCAUCUCCCGAGUACCAACUUGUCAUCAUCUCCCGAGUACCAACCUCUCAUCACCUCCCGAGUACCAACUUGUCAUCACCUCCCGAGUACCAACUUGUCAUCAUCUCCCGAGUACCAACUUGUCAUCACCUCCCGAGUACCAACUUCUCAUCAUCUCCCGAGUACCAACUUGUCAUCAUCUCCCGAGUACCAACUUCUCAUCAUCUCCCGAGUACCAACUUGUCAUCACCUCCCGAGUACCAACUUCUCAUCAUCUCCCGAGUACCAACUUCUCAUCAUCUCCCGAGUACCAACUUCUCAUCACCUCCCGAGUACCAACUUGUCAUCACCUCCCGAGGGCCAACUUCUCAUCAUCUCCCGAGUACCAACUUCUCAUCACCUCCCGAGUACCAACUUCUCAUCAUCUCCCGAGUACCAACUUCUCAUCACCUCCCGAGUGCCAACUUGUCAUCACCUCCCGAGUACCAACUUCUCAUCACCUCCCGAGUACCAACUUCUCAUCACCUCCCGAGUACCAACUUGUCAUCACCUCCCGAGUGCCAACUUGUCAUCACCUCCCGAGUACCAACUUCUCAUCAUCUCCCGAGUACCAACUUGUCAUCACCUCCCGAGUACCAACUUCUCAUCAUCUCCCGAGUACCAACUUGUCAUCACCUCCAGAGUACCAACUUCUCAUCACCUCCCGAGUACCAACCUCUCACCAUCUCACAAGUACCAACCUCUCAUCCUAUACCCUUGCCUCCAUCCCAUUGACUGCCCCCCCUCUCCCCCCGCCACUGUGUGCGAUAUCUUCCAUGUGAAGACACCUGCUGACGCUCGUGUCGACGUCUUCGUCACUGUGCCUGGCUACAGCUGCCUUAUCACUCCGUUGCGGCCCUUGUCCUGUAUCCGAUGGCGUGAAUGUAACCGUAGCAGUAGAGAGAGAAUGGUGACUGGACACUCGAUGCCUUCAUUGCCUGAGAGGCGCUUCCUUCCCCUCCACUGUACCGCCCGCUGCGCUUUUAUCCACCCGGUGCGCUCCGCUCGUUGUUGUGAGCUUCGCCUCGGUUGUUGUUGUUGUUGUUGUGGUUGCCUCCGAUGCUACGACUACUGAGAAACAGCGGCCCGUCGCAGAGACGAGGCCGAGUCGUUGUCACUGUUGCGGGAUAGUUGCAUUAUGCUGGCUACGAUCGCGGUACGCGCAGGAUCGUUCUGCGCGCCCGUGGGCAGACCUAGAGAUAGCGGAGUCGAGCGUGUUAGUCCAUCAGCUGCCCCGUGCCGAUAAUAUCCGGCAGCGUUUGUGUCCGCGAGCCGUGGCAAGGGGACCCAUUGGCUCGUGUCAGAGGAGCUCCCAACUCCCGCUGAUGAAAUCGGUGCAGAUGAUUGUUUGGUUGAAACAGAUGCUGGUCGAUACUAUUGGUCUCGAAGCCAGGAGCUGAUGAGUAUUAUUCUUGUUGUUGUUGUUUUGUGUUGUUGUUAUUAUUGCCGAGCGAACUGCAGAUACAGAGAGAUGAUUCUAUAUUUCACACAUCGUGUUAUACUGUGUGUUCACUGUCAUGUGCGUGAAUGACACAUUGCUCCUCCACCCGCCGACCCACCCACCCGCUCACCCACCCGCUCACCCAUCUACCCAUCCAUCCACUCACUCACCCGCAGACGUACGAACCCACUCACUCAGCCACUCACCCACCCGCUCACCCACCUACCCAUCCAUCCACUCACUCACCCGCAGACGUACGAAUCCACUCACUCAGCCACUCACCUACCCGCUCACUCACCUACCCGCUCACUCACCUACCCGCUCACUCACCUACCCCUCUAUCCACUCACUCACCCGCCGACCCACCCACCCACUCACCCACCUACCCAUCCAUCCACUCACUCACCCGCAGACGUACGAAUCCACUCACUCAGCCACUCACCUACCCGCUCACUCACCUACCCGCUCACUCACCUACCCGCUCACUCACCUACCCCUCUAUCCACUCACUCACCCGCCGACCCACCCACCCACUCACCCACCUACCCAUCCAUCCACUCACUCACCCGCAGACGUACGAACCCACUCACUCAGCCACUCACCUACCCGCUCACUCACCUACCCCUCUAUCCACUCACUCACCCGCUCACCCACCAACCCAAUCAGACACUCACCCACGCGCUCACUCACCUACCCCUCUAUCCACUCACCAAACUGCUGACCCACCAACGCACUCAUCCACCCACUCACCCGCCAAUACCCCUACCCACACGCUCACCCACUCACUCACUCACUCGGCAAGCUGCUCACGCACUCACUCGACCACCAGCUCACCAACUCACCCACCCGCACUCACCCGUUCGCCUGCCCUGCCUGCCUGCCUGUCCCCCUACUCGAGAGGCCCUGGCCCUGCUGUAGGCGCCGGUGAUGGGUGAUGGGUGAUAGGCGAUAAUGAUGGUGGUGAUGGUAGUGGUGGUGGGUGAUGGUGGGUGAUGUGUGGUGAUGGUGGAGGUUGCAGGGGGAUGCCCCCCGGCUGGUGGAGGUCCCAGCGGUGUGGUCAUUAUAUCGCACCGAGGUCUCGAGUCAUUUUGAAACAGAAUUUUUGUUUUCAUUUAAAAAUAAAAGUUCCCAUAGCGUAA